UGGGUGCGUUCUUCUUCUUCCCCACUGUCGGCGAUUGGUUUUCCGCCGCCGCUGACCUCAAAGUUCACAGUCCGUCGCCACCUUCCGCGCCCGGCGACAGCCACCAUCGCCGUUCCCUUCCCCGCUGUCCGCAAUUCCGGCAAGUUCUGAAUGGGGAACAUCCUCAAUUUCACAACUGCUGUGACAGAUCAUUGCUGUCCAGGGCAACUAUGCCGAGGCGGCGGCAGCAGCAGCAGCAGAAUGGCAACCCAUCAGCUCGAAGCGUUGAGCAUUCUGGCUUUUAGAGCUUUAUUAUGCGAGCACAUACAACAGCAUGAAGCGUUCUGUCGAAAGCGGAUAGGCAGCAGUCAGUUUCAACUGCUGAGCAUUCUGCUUUGCGGAGCUGUCCAUGCCAAGGGAAUAGCGGCCGGCGAUCGGUUUAAACUGUGUGGCAUUCUGAUAGUAUGUGGAGUUAUAUCUGACCACAUCAUCUGUCACGACGCAAAGGAACCACAUGUUGACCACCCAAGAAGCAGCAGCAGCAGCAGGAUAGCAGGCCACCGGUUUGAACCGUUGAUCAUCCUGGCUUUCAGAGCUAUAUUGGAGCACAUAUGGCAGCAUAAAUCGUUUGUUCAAAAGCAGAUAGCCAAUGGCCGGUUCCAGCUCCUGAGCAUUCUGCUCUGCGGAGCAAUCCAUGCCAAGGGAAUCGUAGCAAGUGAUCAGUGUAAAAUGUGUGGCCUUCUGCUAUGCGGAGUUAUGUCUGACUACUUCUGUGAUGAUGCAAAGGACCCACCGACUGAUGUGCUUCGAGACCUUCCAGAGGGCUUACUUUGGACAAUUUUUUCAAUGUUGCCUCUAGAUGCGGCUGUUAGGACCAGUGCCUUGUCAAGGCAAUGGAGAUACUUGUGGACAGAUUGUCCUAAACUGAGUUUCGAUGGAAAUACAUUAUGCAACAAGAAAAAUCAUGGGAAACAAGUAUAUACUCCCCUGUUCAUUCACAUUGUUAAUAGGGUCUUGGAACAGUGCCGUGGCAAGUUUGUUGAAGAGCUCGCAAUCAAAAUUGAGCUGAACUGCAUGUUGGUGGAAUAUCUUGAUAAUUGGGUCCGUUUCGCAGUAUCAUCUGGGACAAAGGCACUAGUUUUUGAUUUAGCACCAGAAGAGCGUCAACUUGUAGGCCGUGAUGAUCGCUACAGAUUCCCAUUUGAGCUUUUAGACAAGGAAAGUAUAUGCCGUCUGCAGAAAAUACAUCUUAGUUUUGUAGAUUUCCAGCCACCAAUGCAGUUCAGAGGUUUCCCUAACCUACAGAAGCUUGACCUUAACUUAGUGAAUGUCAGUGGGAAGGAAAUUCUACAUAUGCUGUCAAACUGCUGUAACCUAGAGUGGCUGAGUAUUGUUAGAUGCCAUCUCAAUUGUGACCUAGAGGUUAACUGUCCACUGCCUCAUCUGCUAUACUUGAAAAUUGUGUCCUGCAUUAUAACAAGUAUAGCGUUUGAUGCAGUGAACCUUGUGACUUUUAAAUACAAAGGAAGGGCUGUGCCUAUUGACCUGAGCAAAUCAUCAGAACUGGUAUGUGCAGAUAUAUGGUUUGGUAGAGUCACUUUUGGGCACGCUAUUGCUGUACUUGCUAAAGUGCUCACAAGCGUGCAACAUCUGACCCUUGAUACGGCCUGUAAACCACAAAAGAUUCCCCGUUUGAUGCAUCACCGAUGCGAGUUUUCUCAGAUGAAAUAUUUACAGUUGAGGUUGGUCUAUAUUGAAGAAUUCGAUACCUUAUCUCUGAUCUCUUUUAUGAGGUCUGCUCCUUUCAUUGAGAAGUUAGAGCUGCACUUUUGUUUCCCUGGUUACGUGCGUUUGGCACAAGAACUUGAACCUAUCAGGAAGCUACCGGAGCAUCUGUUCAACAAUUUGAAGAGUUUACAUGUUACAGGAUUUAAAGCAUGCAUUGGCCAAGUUGAGUUACUUUCGCACAUGGUGGAAAAUGCCCCCGCAUUGGAGGUUUUAAGUAUAGAUAAUUCAGACAAAUAUCCCCUAGAAGGGCAUGAAAAGAACGCAAAAACUGUCGUUGAUUUGGUCCAUAGAAUUGUUAGAAGGUAUCUUGAAGGAAAGAUUUCGCCCAAGUGCACCUUAAUAUUACUUUAGGAGAUCUGUUGGUGUAGGGAUGCACACUGUAUAUCUAGUUAGGGAUGGCAAACCUGAUGAGGCAGCAUCAUUUAAGCAUGUCUGCAUUGUUCACUGCCAUGUACACUUGCAUUGUGACUUGGUUCUGCAUGGGGCAUUAUAAAUAUUGAAUGGGCAUAUUUCCCUUUGCAUAAAGCUGCUAUUAGCCCUCCUCUACAGGACUCCCUGUAUACAACUCUAUAUUAACCUCGGAAUUUCAUGUUUUCGCUGCAUUUUGGAUGACAUAUCGGUCCUCUCUGCUUGACACGCUCAUGUACUGACACAGGCCUUAUCUUCUUUAUCAGACACGUAGCCCUAGUUGUUAUAGUUUCUUUUUCAUCACGCUGUCUCCUCUCCCGUAUAUGCUAUAGGGUGUGGUGCUGGGAGUUAUCCGGUCGCCCAAAGCAUUUCCGCGUAACCAGUAAGGAGUUGUCUGCUUCUGUAUAAUCCUUAUAUUUUUUUUUUCUUCCUCUUGAUUUACCGGCUGUUAUUCCUCUGGUUACCGGUUGUGCUCUCCUCUGCCCCUGCUGGCCUGCGCCGGGCUGUGCACCUGCCUCCACUGGUUGAGCUUGCUACUUGCCUACUCGCGCAGGCAUACAGCUGGAGAGCUGAGCUGAUGCUCCUCCUUGCUCCUGUCUUAUCAUUUCUCCUUUUGUAUCUGUCUAACUGAACCUUAAAUUGGUGCAAUUUGCUAUGAAUUUCAUGUCAUAGAAUAGAAGAUGAAGAGAUAUUAUCCAUCAGUGCCCAGCAUCAAAGCUCAUGGUUUCAGAUUUGCAUCAAUUAUGAGCUGUUUUCUUUAAUGCUUAUGCGUUGAUUUCUUGAAGGUGUUUGUUCUUCUACUGUUGGUGUGGUCAGAGGAGACUCAUAUCAACCAACCCAUCGAGUCCUUGUGUUAUCUUUUGUUUCCCUGUACUAUUAUUUGUAGUUUUAUAUCAAUCAAAGCAUGAUUUAAAGUUCUGAUUCAUUCUGCAAUCGAGCAUAUAUGGUUUGACAUCAGGCAUUUCUCGGUAGUUAUAAGAUCUUAUUUUUGAUCUGAGGCUGCUCCAGUCCUUGCUGAGCCACUGGGCAGAGACACUCCAUGAUUGCUACUGCCAGGGCAUGUGGGUUUCGGCACACCAACGCAUCAGGCUCUUCAUCUUCCAGGAACCUAUGCAAUCUCUUUAGCUAGCACCAAGUGUGCCUGUUAACUCCAACCAUGAUUUGGUUUUGGCGCAUUGCAUCCGCGUUCUUGCCCUUUACGUGUUUGGUUUGUUUCUUUGUGCAAAUAGAGGGACCUGUUGUAAUCAGGAAUUAUGCGAGAUACAUUGUAGAUGAGAAAGAAGAAAUCACAGGAGCAUGAUGUAGUAAGUUCCAUCCCUAUUUAUUUUUCAUGUGUAUGAAAUCCCUGAUUUGUUUAGUUUAUGCAUCUGAUGUCUGCACUUUAUUUGUAGGCUGCUACACAGGUAACUGUGAAGAAAAAUGCGUUAUUGUUUUAUUGUGCAAAUUAGUUUGCACAUUAAUUAUUUAUUACUACUAGGCUGGCCACUAAUUUGGAGUGUAAUUUCUGAUGUAUGCACUAACUGCCGACCCUACCGGCAGUAUUAUGGAAUUAUAUAUGAGCUAUGCAAAAAACCAAGUUUGUUAUUCGGCAGAUGAAUUGCAGAAGUACACUUAGAUUUUAUCUGGUUUCGUAACAGUUAUCCUCUGUGUCCCUUGAAUGCAGCCCCCCCUCUCGAGAUACAGGGCUUCAACAUGACUCAGGACUCCAGAUUCACCAUUUAAUCUCCUACCAGAAGCACAAAGGCCUCCUAUCAUUGUGGAUUGUUAUAUUGUGUUCUCUAAAUUACAUAGAGCUGAAAGAGGAAAAUGGUAUAGGAUAUCUCUGCGUUGAUACUGCAUAAACAUAGCUAUGACUCAUACAUGCCUGGAAAGAAGGCACACUAGGAAGUAUUUGUAUCUUUCAAUUUAGGAUUGUUUUUGUCUAGCUCUUACCGACAAGAAACUCUACUCACAAAUCAUCUGUUUUUUUUUUCAGUUGUUGGCCUCGCUAACUAGGCUAAUUAAAAUGCCGAGUACGCACAGAUGAUUGGCUUCAUGAAAAACAUUUGAUAGGGUCUGUGCAAGCACGAAUAUCAGUAAGAGAUAUCUUUUCAUUGUUAUUAUAUCACACUUCUGAACUUCUUUUGCAGCACUACCGCGCUUGGUUGUCCUCACCCCCGCCCCCCUGGCUGGGCAGCGUUGGUCAGGGUCAUAGAGAAGCCAGCUGGAGGAGGUCUUCUCAACUUGGUCGAGGCGAGCAGCACUAAUGCAAUCACCAUUGCGCAUGCCAUGACACUGGCGAGCAGGCCCAGUGGCAACCACAAUUGCUGAAAGCUCCUUCCCGGCUAUACGACUUGCCCACUGAUGCUCCUCCUUACCCUGCGACAUGGGCUUCCAACCGUGCUUCCCCAUCUAUGGCCGCCCCACCUCCAGCUUCCUGAAUCCUACUCCCUCCGUUCCUAAAUACUUGUCUUUCUAGAGAUUUCAACAAGUGACUACAUACGGUGCAAAAUGAGUGAAUCUACACUUUAAAAUAUGUCUACAUGCAUCCGUAUGUUGAGUCCAUUUGAAAUGCCUAGAAAGACAAGUAUUUGGGAACGGAGGGAGUAGACCGCAUGGAAAGGGAAUGCAUUUUCUUGAGAUGUUUCUGAAGUAGAGCAGAGGGAAGGAUGCCUAGGUACAACGAAACAGUGGCAAGGCGGCAUGCUAGGAAUCAAGCAGAAGACCCAGACCAUUGGAGUAUCGGGCCACAUAUUUCAGACUUCACUUGCAAAUACAACCAGCAGGGUUCGAAGGUUCUCAGUCAAAAGAGAGCUCAAUGGAUUUGCUCAUAUUCAAGCAAGAGAAGCCUAUCGAUAGAGUAUGCCACUUGUUGCUUUUCACCUUGUAGUGGCUUGAGCCACAGUUCUGAAACUUGUGAUGUUCAGAACGUGUUGUCUAAACUGGAGGUGCCGAAUUGCACUCUUGUUUUCUUUUCUGCUGUAACUUGUAAGAACCCUUUUAGUCAAUGAUGAAGUUCAUGAGUUCAGAAAAGAUGUAUCUGUUUGUUCUUUUGCGCAUCACAGAAAAUUCUCACGAAAAUUGCCUUGUA
Molecule: messenger RNA, 5245 nt
Organism: Triticum dicoccoides
Lineage: Eukaryota; Viridiplantae; Streptophyta; Magnoliopsida; Poales; Poaceae
Product: F-box/FBD/LRR-repeat protein At1g13570-like
Exons: 5
Coding region: 151-2118 (655 amino acids)
Molecular function (GO): protein binding
Source: RefSeq, a predicted model, not a curated record